Messenger RNA from Musa acuminata subsp. malaccensis (wild Malaysian banana), 1692 nucleotides. Lineage: Eukaryota; Viridiplantae; Streptophyta; Magnoliopsida; Zingiberales; Musaceae. The record is from RefSeq and is a predicted model, not a curated record.
GAACAAUAAUCCCAUUAACCGAUUUCUAUGCUUGCCGCCUAAUUCGAACUUAUUUUGCCUCCAAAUCACCUUACAAUCAUUCUCAUCAUCGAGGAACUCAAACCCUAAACCACGUCGAUCCUGUCCAAUGGCGCUCCCCUUCUCCCAUUCCAUCCCCUCCCCCGUCUCCCUCCACCCAAUGCCCUCGCAUUUGGCCGCGGACGCGCCCGCCGUCCCCGUCCUCCCCCGCUCGACCGACCACCACCACCACAAGCUCGUCAUCUCGGGGGGUGGCCACCUCUCCGGCCACGUCCCCAUCAGCGGCUCCAAGAACUCCGCCCUCGCCGUGCUGGCCGGCGCCCUCUGCUGCUCCGGCGGCGCCGUGGAGGUCCGGGGCGUGCCCGACAUCUCCGACGCCCGCGCGAUGGUGGCGAUCCUCCGUUCCCUGGGGGCGCAGGUGCAGGAAAGGGGCGGCGGGGAGUUGGCGGUGGACUCCACCGCGCUGAGCUCGGCGGAGCCGGCAGCGGACGAGGUCAGGAAGAUCCGGGCGGGGUUCUUUGUGCUGGGCCCCCUGGUCGCGCGGCUUGGGGAGGCGGCAGUCGCUCUGCCGGGCGGGUGCAGCAUCGGAGCGCGCCCUGUUGAUCUCUACCUCCGUGGCCUCUCCGCUCUCGGCGCUGUCGUGGAACUGAGGCAUGGGAAAGUGCAUGUGAAGGCAGCAAAUGGCAGAGGACUCACCGGAGGACGGUUCCAUCUCGAUUACCCGAGUGUUGGCGCAAGUGAAACCCUCAUGAUGGCGGCUUCAAUGGCAGAGGGAGUGUCCGUGCUCACCAACGUAGCUCAGGAACCCGAAGUGGCAGACCUCGCUCGGUUCCUCGUCGCCUGCGGGGCGCAGAUCAAAGGGGUUGGCACUCGCACGCUUGUCAUCGACGGUAGAAGGUCGUUGCAUGGAGCUCAGUUCACCGUGAUACCGGACAGAAUAGAAACCGGCACUUUCAUGGUUGCAGCAGCAAUUACCCGAUCUUGUGUUUCGUUGUCCCCUGUCAUCCCUUGUCAUCUAACCAUCAUCAUCGACAAGCUCUCUGCGGUUGGCUGUAGGAUUUCGCAGAAGGGAGAUGGCAUUCUUGAGGUUGGGGAAAUCUGGGUCUGCUGCUGCUCGUCUCUCUCCAUGCUUAUGCCUGAUGUUUUGAGGCAUAACUACUUGCAGGUUUCAGCUGCGACGGCAACCGCCGGUGGUGAUCUUCGAGGGUUGUAUCUCAAGACAUUGCCUUAUCCAGGCUUUCCUACGGAUCUUCAACCUCAGUUCAUGGCCUUGUUGACGACUUGUGGUGGACCAAGCAUCGUUGAAGAAUCUGUUUUUGAGAACCGAAUGCACCACGUGAAGGAGUUGCAAAAGCUGGGUGCCAGAAUAGAAGUUCAUGGGAGGUCAGCCUUUGUUAAAGGGAGAACAACACAAAGGAAUGUUGCUCUUUCUGGUUCAAAAGUUGAAGCAGCUGAUUUGAGGGGUGGAGCUGCCCUGGUUCUAGCGGGAAUGGCCGCGAGAGGAGUCACAGAAGUUGUGGGUGUCCAUCAUAUCGAUAGAGGCUAUGAGAACUUUGAAGCGAAGCUUCUCAACCUGGGAGCAGAUAUAAGUAGAGAGGUGAUCUGCUAACACAAUUGUAUGUUGAGAUUUAGUAGUCAAGUAACUAAAAUUGUCAUAAUUUGUAUAACCACGAC